Molecule: messenger RNA, 2927 nt
Organism: Sinocyclocheilus rhinocerous
Lineage: Eukaryota; Metazoa; Chordata; Actinopteri; Cypriniformes; Cyprinidae
Product: zinc finger protein 385A-like
Exons: 7
Coding region: 670-1890 (406 amino acids)
Cellular component (GO): nucleus
Molecular function (GO): zinc ion binding; nucleic acid binding
Source: RefSeq, a predicted model, not a curated record
AGAAGUUUUAUUAAUUGAGCCUGGGUCACCGCUGCAUUGGAGCCACAUGUGUUUUAGAUAUAUGUGGCAAGAGCGAGAGGACCGUCAUGACGGGGGAGCCGGAGGAGGGCUGAAUUCUGCAGCUUGUGCUUUUGAUAGAAUGAGGGAGUGGAGGGUGAUUUGGGGAGUGAGAAAGGGGGAAAAAACGGAGGGAGUGCAUGACAUUCUUAGUGCAUCUGGGCAAAAUGAGCAGUCAGCGAGUGAGCAUGUAGAACAGAAAGAGGAAGGAGAUCAUUGAAAGAGAGCACAGGAAAGGACGACAGAAAUAAUUUUUGUAGUAAAAUGGGAAGGAAAGGAAAGAGAAGCAAGUAAGAGGCAGAGGAAAAUGAAGAGAGAGCAAACCAGGAACGUAGUCUUGGCUUGCUGUGAAGUGUUAGGAAGGAUGGAGGGAGGAAUGGAAAGAAGGUGAAUGAGAUUAAACAAUGGAGAACGAGAAACCAAACCAUAACGGCAAGAGUGACGACCGACUGUGGAAAAGAAGAAGCAAAACUAGGAAGAGAGACAUCAAUUAAUCAUAUCCUGGACCUGCAAAUGCAAGAAUCGCUCAUUGACGUCCCCAGAAGGGGGCCCAGAAGUGUGUGAAUGUGGGAGAAUCAGGUGGUGUGGUGGGACAGCUAAGAUCCCUUCUGGAUGAGUGACACUCUCACACACACCCUCCCACACACAAACACGAGCUCCCUCACGGAGGAUCCAAUGCAGCUGCGAGAUCCAAGCGCUUCUGAGGAUAUGAAGAUGGAUCCUGUUCAGAAGGCAGUGAUCAACCACACCUUUGGAGUCCCACUGGUGAAGACCAAACGGCCAAUCAUUUCCUGUAAUGUCUGCCAGAUCCGAUUCAACUCUGAGAGUCAGGCAGAAGCCCACUACAAGGGGAACCGUCAUGCUAGAAGAGUCAAAGGCAUUGAGACCUCCAAGAGCCGCCCACAAGAGAGUGACAAACCUCCUCCCAGACCCGUCUCGUCACCCUCACCUACGGGACCCUUACCGGCCAUCUCUGAUACUGACCCCAGCAAAACAGAUGAGACACAGUCAGCGCCACAGUUAAAUGGAUCUGCGGUGACCCCAGGGCCCGUGGCCAUUUCUGCUCCCCCUACCCCAGAAUCCCCCGGUCCUUCUGCCUGUCCUCUUCUGCCCACCCCCACUACCCCUCAACCACCUCCGGCCACCUCCUCAUCUCCUGGCUGUGGCUCUUCUAACCCAGAGCAGACUGGCACCGGGUCCCCUGGGGCACCAUCAGUCACUCCCAGCAACCCUGAGACCGAAGAGGACAAAGCCAAGAAGCUGCUUUACUGCUCACUGUGCAAAGUGGCCGUCAAUUCGCUCUCCCAGCUGGAGGCCCACAAUAAAGGCACUAAACACAAAACCAUUCUGGAAGCCCGCAGCGGACUGGGCCCCAUUAAGGCAUACCCUCGUUUGGGUCCGAUGCCCAGCGGGGAGCAGGGAGGCGGGGCCACAGACCCCAAUACUCAGGAACGCACCUUCCACUGUGAGAUCUGCAACGUGCGGGUCAACUCAGAACUGCAGCUUAAACAGCACAUAUCAAGUCGAAGGCAUCGGGACGGUGUGGCAGGAAAGCCAAACCCCCUCCUGAGCCGACACAAGAAGCUCAGGGGAGCUGACCUUGCGGAUCUCACCAAAGCGUUAGGCGCCGGCCUCUUGCCGAGUCCUCUGGCCGUUGCUGCAGCAAUGGCAGCAGCCGCCUCCUCCAAUCCGCUGGCUCUCCGCGCAGCAGCCCCCACCCACCAUCCACAUCAUCACCUCCUGCAGGGUCCGCCCCUCAGCCACGCCAUCUUGAGACCAGCUCCGGGGCCCAUACGCACCUCACAUGGGUCUAUUCUGUUCUCACCGUACUGACCCCCCCCCCAGCCAAUCACAGCCAGUCUGGAGCCUCACCUCCAAAAGCACACUGUGAAGACGAAAAAAUUGUGAAACACCACAGCAAUGACAAGAAUCGGCCCAUCAACAAUAACGUCAAUCAUUAAAUCGAGCAGAAGGGGGCGCAUCCAUGAAGGAGGGUGCGACUGGCGUUCCAACCUUCUUUCCAUCUCCUUUAACUGCCUCCUCCAUCUCUGUUUGUUCGGAUCGAGUGAUUUAUGAAAGGUCAAAUGCAGGGAUUGUUGGAAUAGAGCAAUACUGUAAGCUGAGUGCAUCUGACGUCCUUGUACUUUCCCUCUAUUUAUACUCAUACUGUGAGGUAGCAGCAGUCACAUGGUAGCCAGACAUGCUGGAAUGAGUUAGGCAACUUUCUAGACACCCAAAACACACAAACCAACACACAAAGACUACAGUUAAAUGUUGUUUUGGAAAAAAAAGCACCCUUAACCCUAUGCACUUUGAGAAACCAUCAGUAUGCUUCUCAAAGUAUUCGCUGUAUUCAACUUGUCCUGUCUGGCUUUGGCAUCUUUGCAAGAGGAAAUCGCCUCAAUCUCCAUUGCAAUUCCACCACGUCAAGACUCAGAGCAGGGGAUUGUGGAGAAGGUCUAAGGAUGCCCGACACUUUCCGAAUGCUGGCUCGAAUUGAGAAGCUUAGACGGCAGCGGCGAAAAGCCCGACUUCAUACAAUCGAAUUUCUCUAGGGAAACGGAGGGAUUCAGAAGAGAUACUCAAGAUUUCUUUUGUGUCACUUUUACAUCCGUUAGCGCUAGGAGCGGUUGACUGAAAAACCCCAGACCCCUGUCUUAGAUCUUAGAAAACCAGUAGAUGUCUAUUUAUUCUAUUGUGUAGCGUAGUUUAGUUCAGAUCAUCCAAGCUGGUUGACUUUAGAAAAUAUUCAGAAGUGAAAUAUGUACGUAGAGGAUUAUGUAACUGCUGAUAGAUCCUGAAAUGACAUGGACGGGUACUUUGAUUCUCAGAGAAAGGCAACAAACCUAAGCACACUCUUGGACUUACAG